AAACAGCUCGAGAUGCGGGGGCAGCUCCCGUCGGGGAUGCUGGGGGGAGGUCGGCACCCCUCGGGGGUGCCCGGGGGGGGUGACGGCAACCGGCUCCCCCUGCCAAGGCGGGGGGGUCAGCCCGGGGUGCCCGGCGGUGGGGUGCGCAGAGGUGCGCGGGGGGCCGCGGAGGAGCCGCUCCCGCCUAGGUGUGAGCUGAUUAUUCAAAUGGGCAGCCGAGGACCUGGGGAUUGGAGGCUCGCCCGGCCGCUCCGUGCUAUAUCACCCGGGCACCCACGUCACUGCAGCACUUGUCCUCCUCUUCCUCCUCCUCCUCUUCUUCCUCCCUCCUCCCUCCUCCUCCUCCUCCUCCGGCUCCUCCAUCGCCUCCGGGCGACUUUUCGCCGCGAAGCAACUGCGAAAACCCACCCAAGGAGCAGCAGCGAAAAAAAAACCCCAGCCCCAAAGCCGCUCGAUCUCCCCCCCCUUCCUCCCUCCCUCCUCUUCCUCCUCCUCCAGAGGCUCCGACGGAGGGGAGGGAGGGCUGGGGACUUUUUUUUUCUCUUUUUUUUUUUUUUUGGGUUGCUCUCUGUCGUCGUUUGUUGUGGCUGUUAAAUUUUAAACUGCCAUGCACUCCACUUCCAGUAUGCUGGGAGCGGUGAAAAUGGAAGGGCAUGAGCACACGGACUGGAGCAACUACUACGGGGAGCCCGAGAGCUAUUCCUCGGUGAGCAACAUGAACGCGGGGCUGGGCAUGAACAGCAUGAACACGUACAUGACCAUGUCGGCCAUGAGUACCACGGCCAACAUGACGGCUGCCACCUCCAUGAACAUGUCCUACGCCAACACGGGCAUGAGCCCUUCACUCACCGGCAUGUCCCCCGGCGCGGGGGCCAUGCCCGGCAUGGGCUCAGCUGGCGUGGCAGGGAUGGGCGCCCACCUGAGCCCCAGCAUGAGCCCCAUGGGAGGCCAAGCAGGCUCCAUGAACGCCCUGGCCCCCUACACCAACAUGAACUCCAUGAGCCCCAUCUACGGGCAAUCCAACCUCAACCGCUCGCGAGACCCCAAGACCUACCGGCGGAGCUACACGCACGCCAAGCCGCCCUACUCCUACAUCUCCCUCAUCACCAUGGCCAUCCAGCAGUCACCCAACAAGAUGCUGACGCUAAGCGAGAUCUACCAGUGGAUCAUGGACCUCUUCCCCUUCUACCGCCAGAACCAGCAGCGCUGGCAGAACAGCAUCCGCCACUCGCUGUCCUUCAACGACUGCUUCCUCAAGGUGCCCCGCUCCCCGGACAAGCCGGGCAAAGGCUCCUUCUGGACGCUACACCCCGAUUCGGGCAACAUGUUUGAGAACGGCUGCUACCUGCGCCGCCAGAAGCGCUUCAAGUGCGAGAAGCAGCUAGCCGCCAAGGAUGGCGGCGGGGCGGGUGGUGGGGCGGGCAGCGGGGGCAAGAAGGGGCCCGGGCAACCCCCCAGCCAACCCCUGGGGGAAGGCAGCUCCUCGGGGGGCUCCGAGGGCUCUGGCGGCGCCGAGUCCCCGGCCAGCGCCUCGCCGUGCCAGGACCACAAGCGAGCCCUGGCCGACCUGAAGGGCACGCCAGGGCUGAGUCCCGGGGAGCCGGCGGCCUCGCCGGCCCAGCACCUCCUGGCCCCCCCACACGCCGGCCUGCCCCAUGAUGCCCACCUCAAGCCCGAGCACCACUACGCCUUCAACCACCCCUUCUCCAUCAACAACCUGAUGUCCUCCUCCGAGCAGCAGCACCACCACCCUCACCACCACCACCACCACCACCACAAAAUGGACCUGAAGGCCUACGAGCAGGUGAUGCACUACUCGGGCUACGCCUCGCCCAUGCCUGGCAGCCUGGCCAUGGGGCCCGUAACGAACAAAAAUGUCUUAGAGUCCUCCCCUUUAGCCGGAGAGACUUCUUACUACCAAGGUGUGUAUUCCCGGCCCAUCAUGAACUCUUCCUAAAAGGGCCGAGGGGAAGAUACCCCCACAGUGAGGGGGACAGCCCCCCUAUAUCCCCGCGCAGCCCCCGAGCAGAGCGAUGGACUAUGAACGCUGUCGAGCACGGUACAUAUACAUAUAUAUAUAUAUCUAUCUAUUUUUCUUUCCGUUGGCUCCAGAUGUUUGCAUCCGUUCGGGAAUCAGCAGGAAGAACAGGCGCUUUGGUGUCCCCCCUCGGCCCCAAGCCACCCGUGCCCAGGGGGGGUGCGAUUCCCAUGGUUUGCCUUGUGGGGUGGUUUGUUUUGGUCGGGAGGGGCGGGCUGGGGGCAAUGGGAUGGGGAGAGGGGGGUUUCUGUUGGGCUUUAUUUUCCGUUGUUGUCGUCGCAAGGAGGUAUAAAUAUAUCUAUUUUUUUGUGUGGAAGUGACAGGAAAAACAAACAACAGAAACAAACAGAAAUCCUCCUUCAGUGUGAAACCCAUGCUAGUUCUGAAUCCAAAAGUCGUGUAACGUUGUAAAAAGGGGGAGAAAAAGGGGGAGAAAAAAAAAAAAGGGGGAAAAAUAUGAAAAAAAAUUAAAAGUGGUUAAAAAAAAAUUCAGGAUAGAUCGUUGUAAUUGAAACAAACACUUGAUGUUACCGGGAGAGUAAACUACUUGGAUCUGAUUAA
Columba livia (rock pigeon) is the source of this 2599-nucleotide messenger RNA. It is a transcript of the gene FOXA2, whose product is annotated as forkhead box A2. NCBI's taxonomy places the organism in Eukaryota, Metazoa, Chordata, Aves, Columbiformes, Columbidae. Gene Ontology annotation, biological process: anatomical structure morphogenesis; cell differentiation; regulation of transcription by RNA polymerase II. The transcript is spliced from 2 exons. The record is from RefSeq and is a predicted model, not a curated record. The coding region runs from base 608 to 1957 and encodes 449 amino acids. Gene Ontology annotation, molecular function: RNA polymerase II cis-regulatory region sequence-specific DNA binding; transcription factor binding; DNA-binding transcription factor activity, RNA polymerase II-specific.